Molecule: messenger RNA, 651 nt
Organism: Paramuricea clavata
Lineage: Eukaryota; Metazoa; Cnidaria; Anthozoa; Malacalcyonacea; Plexauridae
Source: the annotation of a GenBank genome assembly
AUGACUGCACAAGGAGGUGAAGCUAAGGGUAAUUAUAAACUGGACAAUCUUGAGUUAGAAUACGAGACCAUUGAGAAUGACGCCCUUGCGAGUGAAGUAUCAAGGAUGUAUUCAACAGGCCGCUCACUGUCCUACAAACACGUUACACUUAUGCGUACAAGUAAUUGGGACAAAGAUCUUACCAUUGUCAAUGAAAACAUUAAUAUCCCCAGAAAGAGCAUGUCGGCAAUUGUCCUUCUAUUUACCAGUAGAGUAAGAACUGAUUCUGAAGAAUAUAUUUACCCAAACAUUGAUAAAGUGAACCUGACCAUUGAGGGUGUGCCCAAUGCAGUUUUCUCCCAAGGCCUUCCUAAAAGUAGGUUCUUUGAAGAGGCAAAAAGAUUCUUCUGCCCUAUGUGUGAGAAAUCCAUGGCAGAUGAGUUUAUGUCCAUCAGCAAGUUCUUCACCAAUGGUUUUGCUCUAGUAAUCGACCUAAGGUCAACACAAGAUGAUACCACUGGUGGAGGUAAGAAGAUUGUUAACACACAGUCGGGAGUACUCCUGGAAAUCAAAAAGAGAGCCACAACAGCUGACGUUCAAUGCAACAUUUUUGUUGUAUCAGAUGCUCUCCUUAACUUUGCCAAUAGAGAUCUAUCAAGUAUUCAAUACUAA